This is a messenger RNA of Danio rerio (zebrafish), 614 nucleotides long. RefSeq names its product heat shock factor binding protein 1 like 1 (gene hsbp1l1). NCBI's taxonomy places the organism in Eukaryota, Metazoa, Chordata, Actinopteri, Cypriniformes, Danionidae. The record is from RefSeq and is marked validated.
GUAAGAGGAAGUUUUUACAGCAAACGUCAAUGUAAAUUAUGAAUGAGAUAGAAAAGUUGAGAAGUUUUAGAAUUCACUUUUAAUUAUGAUCAAAUCUCUUUGAGACUUUUUACAGGGUUAUUUUCAGACGCUUGCUGUUCCAGUUAACGUUGCCAGGAGCUGAAACGAACAACAAAACAAACCAACUUAGCAAACAAAUCAUGGCAGGAUCCGAGUCAAAAGCUGCCAAAGAUUUGACUGCAAUAAUGGAGACGACUAUGCAGCAACUUCAGAGCAGGUUUCAAAACCUAUCUGAACAGAUCAUCUCUAAAAUGGAUGAGAUGGGAACUCGUAUCGACGACCUGGAGAAGAAUGUUGCUGAUCUUAUGACACAAGCAGGAGCAGAAAAUCUUCAGAAAUCAAAUGAUACUGAUGAGCGAGCACGAUGGCCAAAGCAAUGAGCAGAAAGGCUGAGCUCAACAUUUUUGUGUAUUAAGUUAUGCAUUUAUAGUUUACAGGUGCCUUAUUUUGUAUUCCUUGUUUACAAUUUCAUAUACAUGUUUUAUGUGGACCUUGUAGCCUACCUUAAGCAAUAAAGUUUGGCUUCGUGUUUUAUUUAUUUUUUCAUUAAAUUU